AUGGCAGAGGACUCGAUUAAAGUGGCCAUCCGGCUACGGCCGUUCAAUACGCGGGAAAAGAAACAACCUGGUGGGCCGAAGCUUGUUAUUGGAAUGGAAGGACCGAAUCUUGUUAUAAGCGAACCUUCAAAAAGGGACAAGGUGUUCAAAUUCGAUCAUUGUUUAUGGUCGCAUGAUGGAUUUAAAGAACAGCAAGGGGGAUAUUUUGCUCCAUCAGGAUUUAAGUCAAAAUAUGCCGAUCAAAACUAUGUUUAUAAAGAAUUGGGAGCACCCCUUCUCGAAAAUGCUUUGAAAGGAUUUAAUUGUGCGAUCUUUGCUUAUGGUCAAACUGGAUCAGGAAAGUCAUACUCGAUCUUCGGAAAUGAGAAAAAUAAGGGCAUCAUUCCUAUGAUCAUAAAUAACUUAUAUGAACAUAUAAACAAAACGCGAUCAACUGGUGCUAUCGAUUUCUCUGUUCGUGUAACGAUGCUUGAAAUAUACAAUGAAGAAGUUCGCGAUUUACUUUCUAAAUCAGGGGAAAAGAAGAAAUUACAAAUACGGGAGAAUAAGAAAGAAUUCUUUGUUCCAGGUCUUCAAGACAAACCAGUUUUUUCAUACGCUGAUGUUGAUUCGUGGCUAAAAAUUGGCGAAAAAAACAGAACAAUUGGAGCGACAAAAAUGAAUGAAACAUCCAGUCGCGCGCAUACUAUUUUUACGAUAAAAAUAACCCAAAAUGUGGUAGAAAGCGGAGACGUAAAGAAUUCAGAAAUGGUUUUGGUUGAUCUUGCUGGCUCUGAACGCACUGGGAAAGCUGAAACUACAGGAAUUCGACAAAAAGAAGGAAUAGGCAUCAAUAAAUCACUAACAACUCUUGGCUUAGUAUUUCAAAGCUUAUACGAUAUGCAGAAAGGUAAACCAAAUGUCGUGAUUCCUUGGCGUGAUUCUUCCUUAACAAAACUUCUGAAAAAAGCGCUUUCUGGAAACUCUAAAACUGUUAUGGUUGCCGCGAUUUCACCAGAUUUUAAUAAUUAUGAAGAAACAAUGAGCACACUCUGGUACGCUGAUAAAGUAAAAUCAUUAAAAACAAAAGCUGUUGUGAAUGUUCAAACCAGUCACCGUGCUGUUGAUGAAUUAGAACGAGAGCUUGCGCGGCUAAGACAAGAACAAGCAAAUCAGCCGAAGAUAGUUGAGGAGCAAAUCAUUAACCUAUCCGACGAGGAAAGAAAAGAGCUUGAGGAUGAAAUCGAACGUCAGCGACAAGAGCUAGAAACACAGAUUAAAAACACAGAAGCACGAAUUAACGACCUAACUUCAGACUAUGAAAAACGGCUCAAAAAUCAUCGAGCUGAGUCUGAGGCAAGAAUCAAAGAGCUUGCCGACUUUGAACAGAAAAAACGCACGGAACCACACUUAUGGAAUCUUGCUAAAGACAGCAGAGAGACCGGAAAUAUUGUUUAUUUUUUACAUCGAGGAGUUACAAUGGGUGGAUCACAAGAUAAUAGCGGAAUUCAACUAAAGUUUCCCGGAAUUCGACCUCAGCAUAUACGAAUUACAAAUACAAAGAACAAGCUCAUCACUUUAGAAUUCACUCAACAAGGACAACAAUCAAGAUUUCCUGUCCAUAUCAAUGGCAAGUCAGUUUCAACCAAAGUCAAGCACACUUUGUAUCAUGGUGAUCAGAUCUCUUUUGGAAUGGCACUUGUUUUCGUUCUUCAUCACCCUCAAGACCUUGCCACAAGGAUUGAAGAAGGAGAAAAUGCAAAUCGUGAACAUAAAAGCUAUGAUGAAAUCAUGGAGGAAAUCGCGGACUUUGGAGAACAGAUAGAGAAGAAUAAACAAACAAUUGCUGACAGCAAUGAGAGAAUUCAACUUAUGCAACAAGUUGCGAAGGCUAAUUUUAUCGGUCGAGAAUUGUUCAAAAAUGUCUUCUACGAAAUUGUCUACCCAUCAAAAAAAUUAACUGAUAAUCCACAUUGUGGCAUCAAAAAAACAUAUAUCUAUGCACAAAAUGAUGAUGGAGUUGGCUACUACCUCGAAAAAGAGAAGUUCGAAGAUAAUUUUGAGCACAUGGAAGAAAUGUACACUGAUUUUCAAGAAGGAAAAGAUGUCGACCUUGAGCCUGGAACGGAUCCCUUCGUGAAAGAUAGCCUUGCUUGUAAUCUUGUGGGCAUGGCUUCUAUCAAAUUAAACCCGAUCGGAUAUGUUGGUGAAAAGUGGCAGUCGAUAAAAAUUAAAAAUCUUUCCGGCGAAGACCUCGGAAUCGGAGGAGUGAAGCAUGGACCAUGCGAUGAAGUCGGAAACAGACAGGAUGUUUUCCGAGGCCACGUGAAUUAUAGUGUUGAGUUCAAUAAACUUCGAUUCUCAAAGCUCAAGCCUAAAACAACGGAAAUUCGAUUUGUUCUUCUUGACAAGGAAGAGAGAAAAACGAGGCCGAAGGCAAAGGAAAUUCCUGACUUUGAAGGUGAUAAGAAAAUAGUACCUCUUGGUCCAGAAACAAAAAACCUGAGAGAUCAACUUGCAGGAGGUACUCUUUGGAUCCAGGUUCAUGGAAUUAUCAAAGGAAGAGAAAGACUUGGCCGUGAGAUGACUGGGUUGGAAGAACCUCAGGUUGAUGAAGAAAAGGAAAACAUGAGAGUACUUCUUGAAGAGUUGAAAAUAAAAAUUUCUGAUCAAGAUGGGCAAAUAAAUGAUCAGCAGAAAAUAAUUGAAGAUCAGAAACGUUCACAAGAAGAACAACAGCGGCGCAUGAAUGAUCAACAGAGAAUGCUCGACGAGCUGCUAACUGGACAAAAGAAAAUGAUGGAGGCUAUUGAACGCGAAAAAGCUAACCCACCAUCUCCACCGAAAAACUAUGAUUCUAAAUUUGAAGCUAUUAAUAAAAGGCUUGAUGAUAUCCCUCGUCAGCAAGCAAGUAUUACCAAUUUCAACCAAACGAUCAUUAAUCGAAUGCACCAGGACAAUAGAUACAUCCACAACAAGUUAAACUUUCUCAUUCAAGACCAAAAAAUUUCAGUGGCAAUGCGUAACGAUGUGACUCGAUUCAUUUCAAGUACUCGAGGAUGCCUUCAAUGGCUGAACCCUGAAUUCUUCCGAAAAUUGAUGCAGGAGAUUUUGAUGAUCCACGCUAAGGUCGACAAGUUGCUCAAGUGCGCUUGCAAAUGUGAUGAAAAAGAAAUCAAAGAAGUGGUCGCUGCGAUCAACGGAUUCACUUUUCCAGAUAUUGAUUCAACAGAAUCAAUUGUUCUAGAGACACCGACGGUGGAAAACGAAGUGAAGACUGACCAAGAGAAGCUGAAAAUACAGAUUAAUCAAGCAAAUGGAUACGAGCAAAUGUCAUAUGAAGAACUUCGUCGAGCGCAAGAAUCAGGUCAUUCUGAAGUAACAACUGGCUUUACGACUUAUGAGCAAAUUCCAAAUCCAACUCCUCGUCCAAAGAGUGCAAAAAAGGCAACGACUCAUAAAGAGCCACAAAAAGCUUCGCCAAAAACGAAACCACUUGCGAUCGAAACUGUACCAGAUGAAUCUCUUUCAAAAAUAACUCCUGCUUACGAAAACAUACCUCAGAGGCCUUCUUCGACGAAAUCUUCUGAAAGCUCCCCGCCAAAAGAUCCUUCGACUAAGGACAAAAAGGAAGACAAGAAGUCAAAGAAGAGCGACCCAACUAAAGAAUCAAAGAAGAAGCCAAAAAGCGCCAGCAAAGAAAAAGACCUCCGAAGUUCUACUCGUGCCGUUUCCCCUCCCCCAAAUCCUCCUCUUUCUACUGAUCAACAAAAUCCUCAAUCAGAAGCCUGUGCUAUUAUGUAA
Molecule: messenger RNA, 3783 nt
Organism: Oikopleura dioica
Lineage: Eukaryota; Metazoa; Chordata; Appendicularia; Copelata; Oikopleuridae
Source: the annotation of a GenBank genome assembly